UCAGUCGGUCGUUGUGUGAGAAAAACAGCUGUUGCAGAAAACCAGUCGAGAGACGGAGAAUGAAGGGAUGUAUGGACAGACCCGGACAAGAGACGGGGAAAGCGACUGAUCUCAGUCCAGCAGAUGAAGCCUGAGAGCCGAACACGAUGCGAGGAUCCAGCGCCAGCGAUUUGUCUCCAGCAGCGCUGCAGUGCUCCUGUGGAUCUGGAGAGGAGUCUCAGAAGAAGAAAGCCCCGCCUCCUCCCACACCGAGGCCACGCCCCACUCCCUCAGCCACACCCAGAGCAAAGAAACCCCACGUGCCUCCCAAACCUGUGCACCUGUGUCCGGUCCCUCCAGCGCCCCGCCGGCCCCUGCCCAGUCCUCCUCCGAGAGCCAGCGUCCCGUCUGCAGGGCCCAGGUUUCUGAUUCUGGGCGUCCAACGGAGGAGUGCGCUCCAUUGGGGAGCCAACAUGGAUUCUCCAGCCUCUGGAGAAGCCAGCGAUCAUCCUCAGCGCAGCGCCGCAGAAGAAGACGCACUUUCAUUUAAAGCCUGUGAGAUCUCUGAGCUCUUGAGAUUGUCCAGCUUGAACUCCCUCCAGACGGACUCUGCCAGUGACGCGGAGAUUACAGAGGAGCUUCAGAAAGAGCAUCAGAAACACUGCAGCGCUGCUCUGGAGAGUAAUCGCAGGGACGAGGGGAGCAGGAAACACACAGACGGAGACGAGGAGAGGUCACAGGGUCACGAGGGGACGGAGGCCAGCGUGAAGAUCCCCAACCGGGACAGUGGCAUCGACAGCCCGUCCUGCGGAGCGGAGGCAGAGGGCUUCUCCAGCGAGGACAGGAGCACAGAGACCCCCGCCGGACACAAGAGGGACUCCACACAGGACGAGGACAGCGACCUGGACGAGGACCCCGAGAGCCUGGAGAUCAAGUCACAGAAGCUGUUGAACAUCGCUAAAGAGUUGCUCCAGACAGAAGAAGCGUAUGUGAAGAGACUCAACCUGCUGGACCAGGUGUUUUGUGCUCGUCUGACCGAGGCUGGCAUCCCUGCUGAGGUCAUCACAGGAAUCUUCUCCAACAUCUCCAGCAUCUAUCUGUUCCACCAACAGUUCUUACUGCCUGAACUACAGACACGCAUCACACAGGAGUGGAGCUGUAAUCCACGCAUAGGGGACAUCCUGCAGAAGCUGGCACCAUUCCUGAAGAUGUACGGCGAGUAUGUGAAGAACUUCGAUCGUGCCAUGGAGCUGGUGAGCACCUGGACACAGCGCUCGGCUCAGUUCAAGAGCGUGGUCCAGAGCAUCCAGAAGCAGGAGGUGUGUGGGAACCUGACGCUGCAGCAUCACAUGCUUGAGCCGGUGCAGCGGAUCCCACGCUAUGAGCUCUUACUGAAGGACUAUCUGAAGAAGCUGCCCACCAAAGCCCCAGACCACAGAGACGCACAGAAUGCUCUGGAGCUGAUCUCCACCGCAGCAAACCACUCCAACGCUGCCAUCAGGAAAAUGGAGAAGAUGCACAAGCUGUUGGAGGUGUAUGAGAAGUUGGGUGGAGAGGAGGACAUCGUUAAUCCAGCUAAUGAGUUCAUUAAAGAAGGCCACUUCAAGAAGAUGUCGGCUAAGAACGGCAGUGCACAGGACCGAUAUCUCUAUCUGUUCAAUAACAUGGUGCUGUAUUGUGUGCCCAAGCUGAGGCUGAUGGGACAGAAGUUUAGCGUCCGAGAGCGAAUCGACAUCGCAGGCAUGGAGGUUCAGGAAAACACCAAGCAGAACAUCCCUCACACCUUCACCAUCAGCGGCAAACAGCGCUCGCUCGAGCUGCAGGCCAGGACGGCUGAGGAGAAGGACGACUGGAUAAAAGUGAUCCUGGCCACCAUUGAGAAGCACAAGCAGAACAGCGAGACGUUCAAAGCUUUCAAUGUGUCCUGCAGCCGUGAUGAGGAGCAGACGCCUGACACGCCGGGCCCGUUGAGCAGCGUGAACACAUGUGAGACAGACGGAGCUCAGUCUGAGAGGAAGAGCUCAAAGAAGCGAGAGAAGGAGAGAGAAACAUGCAAAGGCUGCAGUGAGGCCUUCCACUUCACCAAACGCAAACACCACUGCAAGAGCUGCAGCGCGGCCGUCUGUGGGAAGUGUUCGAAGGUGUCGGAGAGCAAGAACAUCCGUGUGUGUAAGCCGUGUUUUGAAGUCCUGCAGGGAGCUGAAGGGACAGCAGGGGGCAGCACUGAGCCCAAGAGAAAACUCGAGAAGCAGCUAUCAGUUGCUCAGUCUUCUCAACGAACAGGAAAAGUUGAGGAGCUGGACCAGGAGCUGGGCGGCCAUCACUGAAGCACAACCUCUGCUGCUUUACCAGCAAACCAGCACACAGGUCUCUCUGGCUGUGACAUGAGAAGAAGAAGGAGUCAGACGUGUUCAGAUUGAUUGAGGGCUGAAUGGAGCUCCUGUCACAUGCUGUAAAAGAGGAGCACGAGCCAAUAAGAUGCUUCCCUUCGCCUCUGGUCUCUACUCCUGUUACUUGAAAUCACUAUAUCCUCAGCACUUUUUCAUUCUUUCUUUUGGAGUUCGUUUUACCCUCCUUCAUUGCUCUUUCGGCUGCAGCUCAGUCUGUCAAUGCACUGUUGUUCUGGAUGAGGAUGUAGAGAAUGUUACGAUCAAUGUUUGGUUUUUCAUUGGUCGCCUUUCAGAUGUGUAAUUAGUUCAAGCAUUAAGCCACUGUUCUUGUGAUUCACUGUUAGUUCAAGUCACUGUCACGCACCCCUUUGUUCAUUCUUUCUGAUUGCAAAAGAUGAAGUCCUAGAAAUAAUAGUAAACCGAUGAGACCCACUGAACUGAAGCAUUUCACUCAAAACAACAGGAAGAAAUAAUAUUUUGCAUUAAAAAAAGAAGCCUGUUUUAGGGCCUUUUUUGCAUUCCUCUAUUUUUUUCAUGAUAAUUAAGCACAUUUCACCCCAAAUUCAAAUUUGUAUUAUACACAAGAAAAGUUGUUCUAUUUAAAUGUGUAGGGUUCAUACAUUUUGGUCAUACUUUAAUUUCAUAUAUAAUUAGUCAUAUGUAAACAAUUUCUUUAAAGGACAUUAUUACAAUAUUUAUAGUAAUGAGAAUCCCCACUGAGAAUGAAUGAGAAAAACCUAAUGCACACAUUACUGACGUUUUUCAAUCUCCUUUUUCGAUAUAUGAAUAAUGUCGCAAUGUAAAAUUAUCUAAAUGGUCCUAAAACGGCUUUAUUUUACACAAUGCAAACUUUUUCUCUGGUUUUUAGAGUGAAACAUUCACCCAUGAUUUCACAAGACAAGUGUGUUGAUAAAGUCCUCUGAAGCCUUUGGUAAGCUCGAACAUUCAUGGUGUGUUGCUUCCUCAAACUGUGCUGUUUUCUCCGUCUUCAUGAGGAUCCCCAGCUUCACUGUUUAAGGGCAGAUUGCUGAGGCAGGCCACUCAAUAUUACACCCUUCUGUAGAACAUCUGCCAUUUCAGUGCUUGAGGGGAAACUGUUCGCUGUUGUGUGAAUCUUAAGAUAAAGGUUUGGAUCAGAGGACUAAGUUUAAGAAUGUUUCUUUCCUGUCUCAACAAAGGCACACUUCUCUUUGGAAUGCACCAGUUUUGUGAUUGCAACAGAAGAUGUAUUGAAUGAUGUGACCCUUGCAUUUGCUUCCCUUUUUUAUAUAGUUUGAACCCUUGAAACAGAACCAGUAUUAUUAAAAGCAUUUUAUGUGUACAAAAGUUGUCUUCUAGCAUAUCAAUGAAUAAAAGAGUAUCUGGUGA
Molecule: messenger RNA, 3737 nt
Organism: Carassius gibelio (silver crucian carp)
Lineage: Eukaryota; Metazoa; Chordata; Actinopteri; Cypriniformes; Cyprinidae
Product: FYVE, RhoGEF and PH domain-containing protein 3-like
Exons: 19
Coding region: 147-2306 (719 amino acids)
Biological process (GO): cytoskeleton organization; filopodium assembly
Cellular component (GO): cytoplasm
Molecular function (GO): guanyl-nucleotide exchange factor activity; metal ion binding
Source: RefSeq, a predicted model, not a curated record